AUGAAAACCUUUCCAAAAAACUACUCCAUCUUCAUAAACCCCGUGACAUUCAUUUCCUUAUUCACGGCCACAUUCUUCAUCCUUUUCUACUGCUUGUGGCAGCCCUUUCUCUUCGGCAACCGCGCCAAAAUCGAGCACGACGAAAAUAAAAUAGUUGUGAAAGAUGAGCUCCAAAUAGCCUUGGAGAAGGCCUCGACGGCGGAGGGCAAAACGGUAAUUAUCUCCGUGGUCAACUCGGCCUACGCGGAGCCGCAGGAAGACGUGGCCCCGGCCAUGAUGGAUCUAUUCCUGGAGGGGUUUUGGGCCGGGGAGGGGACUCGGCCGCUCGUGGGCCGUUUGCUGGUGGUGUCUGUGGACCGGGCGGCCCAUGAGAGGUGCCAGUUUCGUGGGCUGAACUGCUACCGGCUGGCGGCAGAUGACGUGGACGGAAGCGGCGGCGGUUUGGCCGGGGAGAAGGAGUUCAUGUCGAAUGGGUUUGUAGAGAUGAUGUGGAUGAGGACUCGUUUCCUUUUGGACGUGCUCAAGAGGGGAUUUAGCUUCAUAUUCACGGACACAGAUGUGUUAUGGCUAAGGGACCCUUUCACAUCAUUGAGCUCGAACGAAACCAUAGACCUACAAAUCAGCGUCGAUUUCGUCAAUCGUAACUCGUCCCUAAACCGAAUCCCCAUCAACACGGGCUUUUACUUCGUGAGAUCCAACGAGAAGACUGUGUCAUUAUUCCAAACGUGGUACGACAUGAGGAAAAACUCGACCGGCAUGAAAGAACAAGACGUGCUAGAAAAACUCAUGAUAGACGGGUUUCUCGAAAAACACGGCCUCAAAACGAGAUUUCUCGACCCUACGUACUUUAGCGGGUUCUGUGAGGACAGUCGAGAUGUCGAGCGAGUGGCGACCGUGCACGCCAACUGUUGCCGGAGCAUAAGUGCCAAGGUGGCAGAUUUGAAGGCGGUUUUGAAGACGUGGAAAAAGUUUCGGAGCGAUAAAAGUACGGGAAAUUGGAAUGGGAACUUUCAAUGGCCCAGUCAUACGUCGUGCAUAGAUUCGUGGAACGUGACGAAGAUGUAUAAUAGUGCACGAUCAGAGUAG
Striga hermonthica is the source of this 1086-nucleotide messenger RNA. NCBI's taxonomy places the organism in Eukaryota, Viridiplantae, Streptophyta, Magnoliopsida, Lamiales, Orobanchaceae. The record is from the annotation of a GenBank genome assembly.